Molecule: messenger RNA, 1059 nt
Organism: Exserohilum turcica Et28A
Lineage: Eukaryota; Fungi; Ascomycota; Dothideomycetes; Pleosporales; Pleosporaceae
Exons: 12
Coding region: 1-1059 (352 amino acids)
Source: RefSeq, a predicted model, not a curated record
AUGGACCGUCCACAAGUAUCCAUUCCACCAGCUGCGAACGUACUCGGUACUCUGGGAACUGAUGAGCCCAAUUUUGUUCAAACGUCUGCUAACCUGUGCUUCUCCAUGGUAGUUGCUGGUGUGUACAGAUCAUCCCACAAAUAUGGCACAACUGGCGCCGGAAGAGCACUGAAGGCCUGCCCGGCUCCAUGCUUAUCCUUUGGUGGCGUUCCAUUUGGUGUAUACGCCAUUGUCCAGAAUUUCAAUUUUGCACUCAAGUUCCAGCCCCAAGCAUUUGCAAGUCUUACGCUGAUUGCUUGGGGUCAAACAUUAUACUACCACAACAAAUGGCGAGCGUGGACCGCGACCGUUGCGACAAUUGCCCUUGCAGCAAGCUUUGGAAUCAUGGAACUCAUCCUCAUUCUUACCCUGCGAGGCCCGUAUAGCCGAGGCGUCGAGUGGCCCAUGAUGCUCAUGGCCAUAUCAGCAACCAUCAUCCAGGUCGUCGGUCUCAUCCCCCCCUUCUUUGAACUCGCCAAGCGCAACGGAAGAGUCAUUGGAAUUGGUAUGGGCAUUGUGAAACCAUUGGGAAGCGAAGCACUGCGGCUGAUAUACCUAGAUUUCUGGUUUCUCACCAUCGAUUAUCUUGGUGCUUUCUUUUCGCUCAUGGCAAUUGUCGCACAGCAGUGGUUUGAUGCUCUCGGCGCAAGCUUGUAUAUUGUGUGCAUGUUGCUUGAAACCGGCAUCUUCGCCUCACAAGCCAUCUGGCUCUGGCGUGUCCGCCACGUCCGCCACGAAGCCAAGAAGGCUGGAAAGACGUACGACGAAUACAUUGCAGAGAAUCCCUGCAAAAAGCUACCCCACAGUGAUUCUUCAGAGACGUUUGUCGAUGUGGAAGCUGGUCAUGAGAAGCGAAGCCCGAGUACAUGCACCGAGGCGCCGGCCGCGAGCGAAAACGAGCACACUACAACCACGCCGACUGACGAGACGCGGACAACGCAGGAGCCAUCACCAGCACCACUGCAAGCACCACCGCCAGCUUUACUUCAGCCCAGCGGGCCUGGCAUCAUACGAUUUUAA